This is a messenger RNA of Psylliodes chrysocephalus, 1420 nucleotides long. Lineage: Eukaryota; Metazoa; Arthropoda; Insecta; Coleoptera; Chrysomelidae. The record is from the annotation of a GenBank genome assembly.
CUUUUUACCAUCACCCAUCAACCCAUCAUAGAAGACCCAUCAGCGGCUGAUCUUUCUGGUUUGUAACCAGUCAGCAUCGGUGCCGGCAUCACUCCUUUCUACACACUUUUUUCUUUCAACCGUCCUCGUCGAUAUUGACGCGAAUCGAAUGCAUAUCGGGCCAAUUUGAUGGCAAUUUUUCAUCAAAAAUUCGUUUGAAAUGCAUUUUUUAGUUUUUCUCAUAUCGUUCGGUGUCAGUUUUGUGAAUUGUGCCGAUGGAUUGGUUUCGAAAAUUUUCCACGAUGACCUGCACCCAUACAGAAGCCAAAUCCUUUACAACAACCUAAAACGAAGCAUUAACUCCAACGAACCCAGUUUACCAGACAAUUUUGCACUACCUAGAAAACCAUCCAAAAUAUACAAACCAUACCAAAAACCAUUCACGGUGUACAAAAAUACCAUCAUCCGAGCACCAGCGAAAACAGACGAAGACACUAUAAGUAAUCUGGUAACGGAAAAUGUAGUGGAAACCAAACCUAUUACUAUAAGGAAAAACGGCAGUAACAUCCAUCACCAAUUCUUCGGCACUCCCCAGAAGGCGAAUGUUUUUGAUUGGUUCUUGGGAUUGGUUGGGAUAAGACAACCUGAUCCUAAUGCACCGACUGUUGAACCUAUGAAAAAUUGUCCGCCUUGUAAAUGCGGCCAGUCUUUCAAAAACGUCAGAAUCGUUGGUGGUAUUGAAACAAUGGUAAACGAAUAUCCUUGGAUGACUGCUCUUUUGUACAACAAUAGAUUCUACUGCGGUGCAUCCUUGAUUAACAGUAGGUACUGUCUUACGGCUGGUCAUUGCGUCAAUGGAUUUAACAAAGACAAGAUCACUGCUGUAUUCCUUGACCACGACAGGUCCAACUCUUUUGAAACAAAUACGAUCAUGAGAAAAAUUAAAAACAUUUACCGGCACAGGGGUUACGGAACUGGGGGUAGCUACAAUAAUGAUAUAGCGAUUAUAGAAUUAGAGCAAGAAGUGCCUUUUUCUGGAUUGCUAAGACCAGUUUGCUUGCCUCCAACUGGAAAAAGUUUUUCUGGAAUUCAAGGUAUAGUCACUGGCUGGGGAGCAACCAAAGAAAACGGUCAAACUUCCAACAAAUUGAGAGAAGUUAGAGUUCCUAUUUUAUCAAAUGUAGAUUGUAAGAGAACGGGAUAUGGUGACAGGAUAACAGAAAAUAUGAUGUGCGCCGGAUAUACCGGAGGAUUAAAAGAUUCGUGUCAGGGAGACAGUGGUGGCCCUCUUCAUACAAAAAAUGGGACAGUACAUCAAAUUGUAGGGAUAGUAUCAUGGGGUGAAGGCUGUGCAAAACCAAAUUACCCCGGAGUAUAUACGAGGGUAAACCGAUAUAUCUCCUGGAUAAAAAGUAAUACAAAAGACGCUUGUUACUGUAAC